Python bivittatus (Burmese python) is the source of this 1113-nucleotide messenger RNA. NCBI's taxonomy places the organism in Eukaryota, Metazoa, Chordata, Lepidosauria, Squamata, Pythonidae. The record is from RefSeq and is a predicted model, not a curated record.
UCGCAUAGCGGCGGCUGUUCGCUCAGACCGGGGAAAAGCAGGACCCGAGGUCAGCAUCUGGGCGCCUUUCCUCCUAACCGAGCGGGCGGAUGCGGCGGCUAUAAAGCCCCCGAAUCCCUCCCAUCCAUCUUCGGGCAGAUCUACCCAAAACACCAAGGACGGUCCCACCGGAGGAGGUCGAAGAGGAAGAGGGAAAGCACCCACGAGGCAAAGCGACUGCCCGAGCGACCACGAUUUAAACAAGCCCAAAAAGUCAUAAACCCGGAAGCUCAGGCCACGCGCCAGGUGCAGCUGGCAGUGAAUCGCUUUACCGGUUUUGCCGAGGCCCUACGUAGAUUGACGUCGAGGAGGGGGAGAUGGGGAGGAGGGGAUGCUGAUGACUGAGCCGCCGCAGGAAAUUGCCGUCGACCGUUCAUUCAUUCGUUCGUUCGUUCGUUCAUUCAUUCAUUCAUAGCGCGCUCUACCACGCUUUUCUGAAAGGAUUUUAAUGUAGCCGUAGAUCCUUACAUCAGGCGUACGGUGACGACUGAGAAAACAUUUACACACGUUCCUCUUCUGCGCGUCCGGUGAGACCCACCCCAACAGGAGCGCCCAGCGCCCAAGCGAGGUAUCUUACAGGAGGACCCAGACCGCCACCAGAAAAAGCUCAAGGUGGAGGCGCAGCGGAGGCAUCGCGGCUCGGAGUCUUUCUGACUGAGGGAGAGAAAGGAGUCGUUUGCUUUACAGGUUGUCAAACUCAUUUUGUAGCUAGUACUUAGCGCCAAAAUUCAGACAAACUCCAGGAUAAGUUCUCUAAAUCAAGAUGCCUUUCAAAAUAACACUAGAAUUAACUGAGAUGCAAAAUAUGAAGGUUCCUGAGGAUGACAACAUUAGUAAUGAUUCUAAUGAUUUUACAGAAGUAGAAAAUGGACAAAUGAAUAGCAAAUUCAUCGCAGACCGUGAAAGCAGAAGAAGCCUAACUAACAGCCAUUUGGAAAAGAAGAAGUGUGAUGAAUAUAGUCCAGGCACAACAUCUUUGGGAAUGUCUGUCUUCAACCUUAGUAAUGCUAUUAUGGGCAGUGGAAUAUUGGGCCUUGCCUUUGCUUUGGCCAACACAGGAAUUGUACUCUUUAC